Messenger RNA from Jaculus jaculus (lesser Egyptian jerboa), 5086 nucleotides. RefSeq names its product PHD finger protein 20 like 1 (gene Phf20l1). The record is from RefSeq and is a predicted model, not a curated record. Bases 117 to 3161 code for a protein of 1014 amino acids. Gene Ontology annotation, biological process: regulation of transcription by RNA polymerase II. The transcript is spliced from 21 exons. Lineage: Eukaryota; Metazoa; Chordata; Mammalia; Rodentia; Dipodidae. Gene Ontology annotation, cellular component: NSL complex.
GGGCGGGCGGAGGCGGAGGCCGGGGCUGGCCGCCCUGCUAGCGCCCCGGACGGCCCGGCUGCUGCGCGGAGAGGAGGCCGAGUCGUGAAAAGAAUACUGCGGAAUAAGAUCUCAAGAUGACUAAAAAGCCCCCAAAUCGUCCUGGAAUCACUUUCGAGAUUGGUGCUCGUUUGGAGGCACUGGACUACUUACAGAAAUGGUAUCCAUCACGAAUUGAAAAAAUUGACUAUGAGGAGGGCAAGAUGUUAGUCCAUUUUGAGCGCUGGAGUCAUCGUUAUGAUGAGUGGAUUUAUUGGGACAGCAAUAGGUUGCGCCCCCUUGAGCGACCUGCAUUGAGAAAAGAAGGGCUAAAAGAUGAAGAAGAUUUCUUUGAUUUUAAAGCUGGGGAAGAAGUUCUGGCUCGUUGGACAGACUGUCGCUAUUACCCUGCCAAGAUUGAAGCAAUUAAUAAGGAAGGAACAUUCACAGUUCAGUUUUAUGAUGGUGUAAUCCGUUGUUUGAAAAGAAUGCACAUUAAAGCAAUGCCUGAGGAUGCUAAGGGGCAGGUGAAAUCCCAGCAUCCACUAAGCUGGUGUUGUCCUAUCGACCCAGCUGGAUCGUGUAACCAGUCUAUGGGAAGUGAGGACUGGAUUGCUUUAGUCAAAGCGGCUGCUGCAGCUGCAGCCAAGAAUAAAACAGGGACUAAACCUCGUACCAGUGCUAACAGCAAUAAAGAUAAAGAGAAAGACGAAAGAAAAUGGUUUAAAGUACCUUCAAAGAAGGAAGAAACUUCAACUUGUUUAGCCACACAAGAAGUUGAGAAGAAGGAAGAUCCACCUACUUGUAGUGAACCAUUUGGACUUCACAUAGACAACGUUCCAAAGAUGAUCUUUCCUCAGCCAGAGAGCACAUUAUCAAACAAGAGGAAAAAUAAUCAAGGCAACUCAUUUCAGGCAAAGAGAGCGCGACUUAACAAGAUUACUGGUUUGUUGGCAUCCAAGGCUGUUGGUGUGGAUGGUGCUGGAAACAAAGAAGACUGCAAUGCAACAGCUCCAGUGCUGGAGCAGGCGAUUUCACCUAAACCUCAAAGUCAGAAAAAAAAUGAAGCUGUCAUUAGCAGUUCUGCCAACACUCAGAAACCUGCACUGUUAUCCUCAACUUUGUCUUCAGGGAAGGCUCGCAGCAAGAAAUGCAAACAUGAAUCUGGAGAUUCUGCUGGGUGUAUAAAAGCCCCUAAAUCACCACUUUCCCCAGAGUUAACACAAGUGAAGGAUUUGAUGCUUGUGUCUCAGCUUUCUUCUUCAGUGAUAAAUACAACUAGUCCUCCACAGCCAGUGAAUCCCCCUAGACCUUGCAAGCAUAGUGAGCGGAGAAGAAGAUCUCAGCGGUUAGCCACCUUACCCCUGCCUGGUGAUUCUGUAGAACAGCUUUCUUCUCCCUCUCCAGCCACUGAUGGGAAAGUGUUCUCCAUCAGUUCUCAGAAUCAGCAAGAGUCUUCAGUACUACAGGCGCCUCACAUUGCACACGUGCCACCCGAGAAGCUGGGACCCUGUCUCCCUCUUGACUUAAGUCGUGCUUCAGAAAUUGCACUUCCACUAGUCCCAGAUUCUGCUCAUCAUCAUGAGCAUUCCAGGAUGGAAAAGGGAGAUGCACAGAUGUUUGUACAUCCUUCCUCUAAAGUAGUGGCCGAUGGGAGAGGAGCUCCAGCAGCAGCAGGAAUAUCGAAAAUGGAAAAAAAAGUGAAAUUGGAAGAAAAAAGUUCCACUGCAUUUGGUAAAAGGAAGGAAAAAGAUAGGGAAAAAAAAGAGAAGAGAGACAAAGAUCACUACAAACCAAAGCAGAAAAAGAAAAAGAAAAAGAAAAAGAAAUCUAAACAGCAUGACUACUCAGACUAUGAAGACAGUUCCUUAGAAUUUUUGGAAAGGUGUUCUUCUCCACUAACUCGAUCUUCUAGCAGUUCUCUGGCUCCACGAAGCACAUUCAUGGAGAAGACUUCAACUUAUCAGUACCCAAGGGCAAUUCUGUCCGUCGAUCUUAGUGGUGAAAACUUGUCAGACAUGGAAUUCCUAGACGAUUCUUCAACAGAAAGCUUGCUUCUGAGUGGGGAUGAAUACAAUCAAGACUUUGAUUCCACCAACUUUGAGGAGUCUCAGGAUGAAGAUGAUGCUCUCAAUGAGAUUGUGCGAUGCAUUUGUGAGCUGGACGAGGAGAACGGUUUCAUGAUCCAGUGUGAAGAAUGCCUGUGUUGGCAGCACAGUGUGUGCAUGGGGCUACUGGAGGACAGCAUCCCGGAGCAGUACAUCUGUUACAUCUGCCGGGAUCCUCCAGGUCAGAGAUGGAGUGCAAAAUACCGUUAUGAUAAGGACUGGUUGAAUAAUGGGAGAAUGUGUGGGUUAUCUUUUUUAAAAGAAAACUAUUCUCAUCUCAAUGCCAAAAAGAUAGUUUCCACACAUCAUCUGCUUGCUGAUGUCUAUGGUGUGACAGAAGUACUGCACGGGUUACAGCUGAAGAUUGGAAUACUAAAAAAUAAACAUCAUCCUGACCUUCAUCUUUGGGCUUGUUCUGGAAAGCGAAAAGAUGAGGAUCAAGUAGUAACUGGAGUGGAGAAAAAGAACACAGUCCAUGACACAGUUGCUGUAGAAGGAAAGAAGUACAUGCAGAACCAUAAAGAAGCCUCUUGGAAAAUAGAAGGGACUUACAUUACAAGUGAGCACAGCUACCAAAAGCCACAGAGCUUCAGCGAGGACCGCAAGUCUCUUGCAGACCCUGGGAGCUCAGAUGAUGAUGUCAGCAGCUUUGAAGAAGAAGCGGAAUUCUGUGUGGGAGGUGGAAACCAUCCACAGUACUCCACAAAAGAUCAUGGAAUGCCAGAAAAGAAUCCAGCUUCAGGGAAUAAAGCAUAUGUUUAUAAUGAUAAAAAAGGCACUGCUGACCCAGGAGACUCACAUCUUCAAUGGCAGCUCAAUCUCCUCACACACAUUGAAAAUGUGCAGAAUGAAGUCACCAGCAGGAUGGACCUUAUAGAGAAAGAAGUCGAUGUUCUAGAAAGCUGGCUUGAUUUCACAGGGGAGUUGGAGCCACCAGAUCCCCUUACAAGACUACCCCAACUUAAACGACACAUCAAACAGCUCUUAAUUGACGUGGGCAAAGUACAACAGAUAGCAACCCUUUGUUCUGUAUGACAGCGGUGAACACUUAGUGACAAGAACAUGGCUCUCUUCAGUUGAAUCAUUAUUAAGUGGAUAGCCAAAAAGCUUAGUAAAGUUUGGCCAUUUACUGAUUUAUGACAUCAGUAGUAGGGUCCCUUGGAUGGGAAAUGACCUUUAUCAAGGAAACUACCAUCAGAGAUGAAUGAGCAAGCUGCAGAUGGUAUGGUUUAUAUGCAAGGGCCUCUGAGCAGACUGACUGGGGCCUGCAGUGAAGGAAUGGUGUGUGUGAGCCUUGGGGACCCUGCAGAAAGAAACUCAUGUGCUUAAUGUAAAGUCCAGAUCCAUAAAUCAGCAUUUGUCCAAAACUGUAACAGAAAUUAAAUUCUGCAGAGUUCUAUGUUUGCUCUAAGAAUUGCCUUCUCAGCAGUUGGAUCCAGCUGCAAGAAAAUUUAGGUUAUUUAAACUUCUGUAGGAUCAUGAGCUGUUUAUUGGGUGAUGAAUGUAUUGAAUCAGAAAAUUGACAAUGGAAGUCUCACGUUUGGGGAAAACAAUUGUGGAAUUCUAACUUCAUUAUGAAUGUAUUUAAAAACACCAAAUAAUUGGAAUUUAUUGUAGGCAUUGAGUCACUAAAAACACAGUGGCUUACAGAAGGGUCUGAUGUGCCAAAUGUUGAUGGCACUGCUGGAAAGAGGCUGAAGUGCUGUGUGAUCUUCCAUGCCAAGUCUUACGUAGUGCCAUCAGCCCACACAGACCUGUGUGUCACAUGCGGGUGUGUGUGAGUGUGUGUGUGAGUGUGUGUGUGUGUGUGUGUGUGUGUCACACAUGUAGCUAAGUGGCAGUAUUCGGGCUUCCAUAUAUAGUUUGAUCCUGGAUAUGCUUGCUGUUUGCCUUCAGAGAAAAAUUAUAUGUGACCUCAGCUGGGAUGAGGAGUGACAAAAAAAUGAAAAUAAUCUGUAGCUGUGGAUUUUUUUAACUGCUAGUAGUGGAAUACUGGAAAAGCUUCGUUUCUGAAGAUGAAUUUUAUUUUUGAAAGAUACGUACGCACUCAAAAUUUUUAGCUUUGAUCACAAAUGGACAGAUUUCUCACAAAUGGACAGAUUUCUGAAACCAAAGGCAACUAAGUUGCUGACUCAGCUCUUGCUGGAUAUUUUUUUUUUUUUUGAGCCUAGAUCCUACUGUCUGCCAGUCCUCAAGUGAGUUGUACACACCCCAAGUUCUAAAUGCGCAGUUAUGCGUGUGUAUGCUUGUUUAAACAAACAUGCAACGUACAUAUGUACAUAAUCAACAUAUAUUUAUAUCACACAUAUCUAGUUUUAUUACUAUAGACUAUACAAAUUGAUGGUUAACAUGAAAUGUUACCUUUUAACAGACUGUUUUUAAAAAUUAAAAUGUAUGUACAGGUUUUGAACUUUUUUUAAAGGGGGAAUAAAAGACUGUUAAGAGGAGGCUCUUUGAUGACAUUACACUUGAAUACUUUAUGCCUCGUUCUGUUUAUCAGUUCUAGCGAUCUGUAUAAAUGCAUUUUAGAACUGAUAGACAGUGAACUUGAAUUUAUCUUUGAUAACAAUACAUGCCACUGUACAUUCAGAUAUUAUUUAAAUUUGCAAACACACUGUUCUAUAUGUAAGGUACUGUAUGUAAAACUUUAUUAAAACUAUUCCACAUAUUCUAAAAUUUCAGCCUGCCUUUCUGUGGCCUUAUGUUUUGAUGUGUAGAUUAAAAGAAUGUGUAAAACAGUAAGAAAUUGUUAUUGCCUUGUGAGAUUCUCCCAACUUGACAAAUGUGCCAAAGAUGAGCGUACAUAAGUGUCAUCCUGCGUGUUUACUGUCAGACAUGAACUUUGUCAAAGAUCAUACUGAUAAAAGCUUUAGCAAAGGUCAUUGUGGGGUAGUUGCUUAAAUUUGCAUAUUAAAGUAAAAAUUAAAUUUGCAUAUUAAAGUAAAAAAUUAGUACCUGUA